CGGUCAUGUGAUCAGCUGUAUCCAAUCACAGCUGAUCACAUGGAACAUGUACACUGAUCAUCAGAGCACUGUUGAUCAGUGUGCCCUGAUGAUCAGUGUAGCCCGAGCAGUGCCACCUGUCAGUGCUCAUCAGUGCCACGUGCCAGUGCCCAUCAGUGCCACAUCAAUGCCACAUAUCAGUGCUUACCAGUGCACAUCAAUGCCACAUAUCAGUGCCCAUCUGAGCUGCCUUUCAGUGGCACGCAUUAGUGCCAGUCAGUGCCACCUAUCAAUGCCAAUCAGUGCCACCUAUCAGUCCUGCCCAUCAGUGCCGCCUAUCAGUGCCAGUCAG
This is a messenger RNA of Staurois parvus, 331 nucleotides long. The record is from the annotation of a GenBank genome assembly. Lineage: Eukaryota; Metazoa; Chordata; Amphibia; Anura; Ranidae.